Molecule: messenger RNA, 752 nt
Organism: Malus domestica (apple)
Lineage: Eukaryota; Viridiplantae; Streptophyta; Magnoliopsida; Rosales; Rosaceae
Source: RefSeq, a predicted model, not a curated record
AAGCAAACUUGUAUAUAUUGCCUAGGAGUUGAGAGAGGCGAGAGAGAGAGAGAGAGAGAGGAGAAGAGAGAGAGAGAUGAGGAGGGGGAAUAACAGGAAUACCAAGACAAAGAAAGCGGCAGCAGAGAAGGAUGAAGUUGAAGAGAUGCUGCAGGCGGCACAGGACGAUUUGCUCCUCAAGCUGUCCGUCGACUCUCACAUGUCCCACCGCCGUGUUUCUCUGGACGACGAUCCCGAUAUCGACCGUCGCUUUCAUGCCCUAAAACUCAAAACUACCAGUGGAGUUGCUGCUGCUGAUGCUUCCGCCUCCAAUUCCAAAUCUAAUCGGACCAAUUCCGUUCAAGUGGACGAGGAAAUAAAGGCAGUCCUCGGCGACGACCUCUCCGCUAGAUUCGCCGCUCUCAAGUCUUCAUUGCCCACGGCCACGGCCACUCGGUCCUCCUCCUCUGCAACCACCGCCACGUCAUCUUACUACUACGAUGACUUGGAUGAUGAGGAGGAUGAAGUUGAAAAGUUGAUGCGCUGGGCCAAGGACGCCGCACGCCUCGACCCUUCUCCACCUUCCGAUUCCGAUGACCCGGACAAGUCUGAAUCUGACGACUCCGACGACGACAAGAAGAGAAAGGGGAAUAGAAUAGGGCCCAAUUGUAAAUAAAUGAAAUUUUGUGUUGGUCAAUUUGAACUGAUACAUACAAAUUUAUGAAUAAAUGAAACAUUGUUGGUUGGAAAUGAAACAUACAAAUCAAACAUUA